AUGUCUUCGCAAGCCAAGCCCGAUGCCCCCCACAUCACUCACGAUGAGACGGUCCAUGACCACGAGCUGCAAGGCUGGGUGGGUCUGGCUGAAGAUGCUCGAAAUGCGACCAUCGAGGAACACAAUUUAACCUUUGUCCAGGCUGUCAAGUUGUACCCCAAGGCUUGCAUGUGGACAAUGGUUGUUUCUCUCGUGGUUAUUCUGGAUGGAUACGAUACCGCACUCAUUGGCUCUCUUUUUGGCUUCCCGGCCUUUCAAAAGGAAUUUGGUCAUGAGACCAGCAAAGCUGGAUCGUAUCAACUGGAACCGAAAUGGCAAACUGCGCUCGGCCUCGCCAGUCCGUUAGGAAAUAUCGUCGGAAUUUACAUCAAUGCAUUUCUGACUGAGAGGUGGGGACAUAAGAAGACAUGUUUAGGAACGCUGGGCUUCUUGGUCGCCGUUCUCUUCAUGCCCUUCUUUGCAAAGAGUGUCCAGGUCCUCUUUGUUGGAGAGCUUCUCUGUGGUCUCGCCUGGGGUGUGUUUACCACUUUGGCCCCUGCCUAUGCCUCUGAAGUCGCACCCGUCGUACUUCGCUCUUACCUUGAGACCUACGUUGUGCUUUGCUGGGGCAUUGGACAAUUCGUCGCAACCGGCAUCCUGGACAGUCUGGAUAAGCGCACUGGACAAUGGGCCUGGCGAAUUCCGCUUGCCGUGCAGUGGGUCUGGCCAGUGAUCAUUGUCCCGGUGCUCAUCUUCGCCCCUGAGUCUCCCUGGUGGCUGGUUCGCAAGGGUCGCAUCCAGGAGGCGGAAAAGUCAAUGAAGCGCCUCACCUCCUCACAGGACCCCGACCACGCGAAAAAGUCCAUUGCCCUCAUGGUUCAGACAACACAGCUGGAGAAGGUCUUGACGGAGGGUGCAUCGUUUGUGGAUUGCUUCCGUGGUUCCAAUGCAUGGCGAACGGAGAUUGGCUGCAUUGUCUGGACAUCCCAAGUUCUUUGCGGCUUCGCCAUUACCUCCUACGCGACGUACUUUUAUGAACAGGCUGGCCUGUCUAGUUCCGACGCAUACAAAAUGUCUGUGGGCCAGUCUGGUCUGCACUUCUUGUGCACCCUACUCUCUGUUUUCAUUACUGGCAACUUUGGUCGCCGCCCAGUGCUCUUUGUUGGGUAUGGAGGUAUGUGCAUGUCAAUGCUCCUCAUCGGCAUCAUGUCCUGCGUGAAACAAAACACAGGACUUGGAUACGGAGAGUCUGCGAUGUACCUACUUUGGUACGUUUUCUACGAGCUGACUGUUGGUCCGAUUGCUUUUAUUAUUGUUGGCGAGAUCUCAUCAACGCGUUUACGGUCCAAGAGUAUCUCUUUGGCGCGUAAUGCAUACAAUGUGGCCAAUGUUUUUAGCUCUACUGUUGCUCCUUAUACGCUUAACCCAACGGCAGGUGACUGGAAAGGAAAGACGGCAUUUUUGGCGGCUGGAUUUACCAUUUUUAUCCUUACCUGGGCUUAUUUCCGUCUUCCUGAGUCGCGUGGCCGCACCUAUGAAGAACUUGAUAUCUUGUUCUCUAGAGAUUUGAAGGCGUGGGAGUUCAAGGAUGCAGAGAUUGACGAUGAUGCUGUCAAAGUUAUUACCAAGCAGGGAUGA
Molecule: messenger RNA, 1617 nt
Organism: Penicillium odoratum
Lineage: Eukaryota; Fungi; Ascomycota; Eurotiomycetes; Eurotiales; Aspergillaceae
Exons: 1
Coding region: 1-1617 (538 amino acids)
Biological process (GO): transmembrane transport; carbohydrate transport
Cellular component (GO): membrane
Molecular function (GO): carbohydrate:proton symporter activity
Source: RefSeq, a predicted model, not a curated record